Molecule: messenger RNA, 3540 nt
Organism: Arachis duranensis
Lineage: Eukaryota; Viridiplantae; Streptophyta; Magnoliopsida; Fabales; Fabaceae
Product: bifunctional fucokinase/fucose pyrophosphorylase
Biological process (GO): GDP-L-fucose salvage
Molecular function (GO): fucokinase activity; ATP binding
Source: RefSeq, a predicted model, not a curated record
UAUGAUUUAUGAAGUUGUCAAUUUUUUGUCGUAAAACAUCAAAGAAAGACGAAGGUGGUUAUUUGCGGUGAUUUGGUCUUUCGUCGUCUUGUCUUCACUGCUUCUUCACUCAGUCUGGCAGCUGAGAGAACCACCGACAAAUUGGUUACGACGAUGGAGAGCAGCAGAAAGGCGGGUCGGUCUUCUCGGGCCAAACAGAAGCACGAUUUGGCCUCCCUCCUCCGCAAAUCAUGGUACCAUCUCAGGCUCUCCGUCCGCCACCCAUCCAGAGUCCCCACCUGGGACGCCAUCCUCCUAACCGCCGCCAGCCCCGAGCAGGCCCAGCUCUACACCUGGCAGCUCCAACGGGCCAAGCGUAUGGGUCGGAUCGCCCCCUCCACCGUCACCCUUGCCGUACCCGACCCCGAAGGCCACCGCAUCGGAUCCGGUGCUGCCACUCUCAAUGCCAUUCACGCCCUCGCCCUCCAUUACCGCAACCACUUCGCCCCCGAUCUCCACUCACAGGUUGCAAGCACAAAUGGCAGUGGUAGUGGUGCCGGUGACGGUGAUGGUCAUGACGUGGCAAUGGCUGAGUUGAUGGCCAAAAAGCACAUUCUGCUGCUCCAUGCGGGUGGGGAUUCUAAGAGGGUGCCAUGGGCUAACCCUAUGGGGAAGGUGUUCCUUCCGCUUCCCUAUUUGGCCGGUGAUGAUCCAGAUGGUCCUGUUCCUCUCCUCUUUGACCAUAUUCUUGCUAUUGCUUCUUGUGCCAGGCAAGCUUUUGGAAAUGAAGGUGGGAUGUUAACCAUGACCGGGGAUGUUCUUCCAUGUUUUGAUGCAUCGACCAUGACUCUGCCUCAGGACACUUCAUGCAUCGUCACUGUUCCAAUCACCCUUGAUGUUGCUUCAAAUCAUGGAGUGAUUGUUGCAGCUAAAACUAAAAAUAACACUCAAAACUAUGCAGUGAGUUUGGUAGAUAAUCUCCUGCAGAAACCUAGCGUAGAAGAGCUUGUUAAAAGCAAGGCAGUUCUAGCUGAUGGUAGAACGCUUCUUGAUACUGGAAUAAUAGCAGUUAGGGGUAAGGCGUGGUCAGAGCUUGUUACCCUUUCAUGGUCCUCUCAGCAAAUGAUUUCAGAACUCAUCAAGAUAAAAAAGGAGAUGAGUUUAUAUGAAGAUUUGGUUGCUGCCUGGGUACCUGCAAAGCAUGAGUGGUUGAGAAAGCGUCCAUUGGGUGAAGAACUGGUCAAUAAAUUAGGCAAGCAGAAGAUGUUCAGCUAUUGUGACUAUGACUUGUUGUUUUUGCACUUUGGAACCUCAAAUGAAGUUCUAGAACACCUCAGCGGAGUUGGUUCAGAAUUAGUAGGGAGAAGACACCUGUGUUCUAUUCCAGCAACAACAGCUGCUGAUAUUACAGCAUCUGCUGUUAUUCUUUCUAGUAAAAUUGCACCAGGAGUCUCUAUUGGAGAAGAUUCUCUAAUAUAUGAUUCAUCUAUUUCGGGUGGAAUACAAAUUGGCUCCUUAUGUAUAGUUGUUGGAGUCAACAUUGCUCUUGAUGAUCAUCUUAGCAUUGAGGAUUCAAUCAAAUUCAUGCUUCCAGAUCGCCAUUGUCUUUGGGAGGUUCCCUUGGUUGGGAGUGGAGAACGAGUUCUAGUAUUUUGUGGCCUUCAUGAUAACCCGAAAAGUUCACUUUCUAGAGAUGGCACAUUUUGUGGGAAACCUUGGAAGAAAGUUUUACAUGAUUUGGGUAUUCAAGAAAGUGAUUUAUGGGAGUCCUCAAGCACCGAUGAGAAGUGUUUAUGGAAUUCGAAAAUAUUUCCUAUACUUCCUUAUUCUCAGAUGCUUAACGUUGCACUAUGGUUGAUGGGCUUAGCUAAACCAAAAACUGAACAUAUGCUUUCUUCGUUAUGGAGAUCUUCCAGCCGCAUCAGCCUGGAGGAAUUGCAUAGAUCAAUUGAUUUCUCAACAAUGUGCAUAGGUUCUAGCAAUCACCAAGCUGAAGUUGAAAUAUGCAUGGAUUUUCUGGGUAUGUGUCCAAAAGUUCAAGAGCAGAACUCCAAUAUACUUCCCAAAAGCCGGGCAUACCAGGUGCAAGUUGAUCUUCUUCGAGCUUGCAAUGAUGAAGUGACAGCAUGCAAGCUGGAGCCCAAAGUUUGGGCCGCUGUGGCUGAUGAAACUGCUUCAGCAGUAAGAUAUGGAUUUAAGGAGCAUUUAUCAGAGUCACCUGGUAGCCUCUCCUGUCUUGAGUACCAGAAUAACCACCAUGAUGGGCACACUCAUGAGCCUUUCCAUCGUAGAAUGGUAAAAGUAGAACUACCUGUACGCGUAGAUUUUGUUGGGGGUUGGAGUGAUACCCCUCCAUGGAGCAUCGAGCGUGCUGGAUGUGUUCUAAAUAUGGCAAUAAGCUUGGAAGGUUCUGCUCCAAUUGGCACUGUCAUAGAGACAACUGAAACAACCGGAGUAUUAAUUACUGAUGAUGUGAACAACAAGUUACAUAUUGAAGAUUAUAAAUCCAUUUCUGCUCCAUUUGAUGGAGAUGAUCCAUUUCGGUUGGUCAAAUCUGCCUUACUUGUGACUGGCAUUAUUCAUGACAACGUUCUUGUAGACAUGGGCAUGAAAAUCAAGACUUGGGCCAAUGUCCCCCGUGGAAGUGGAUUAGGUACUUCUAGUAUCUUAGCUGCUGCAGUGGUAAAAGCGCUUCUCCAGAUAAUUGAUGGCGACGACAGCACUGAGAAUGUUGCUAGACUUGUUUUGGUGUUGGAACAACUCAUGGGCACUGGAGGUGGGUGGCAAGACCAAAUUGGGGGAUUAUACCCUGGGAUCAAAUGUACUUCUAGCUUUCCAGGAAUUCCAUUGCGGCUUCAAGUCAUUCCAUUGUUAGCUUCACCUCAGUUGGUUUCUAAGUUGCAGCAAAGGUUACUUGUUGUAUUUACUGGUCAAGUUCGACUUGCACAUAAGGUUUUGCAAAAAGUGGUGAUCAGAUAUCUUCGGCGGGAUAACCUUCUUGUAUCCAGUAUCAAGCGCCUUGUUGAACUGGCGAAGAUUGGGAGAGAAGCUUUGAUGAAUUGCGACAUUGAUGAACUUGGCGAGAUAAUGUUGGAAGCUUGGAGAUUGCAUCAAGAGCUUGAUCCUUACUGCAGCAACGAGUCUGUUGACAGGCUCUUUUCUUUUGCUAGUCCAUACUGCUCCGGGUACAAGCUGGUUGGAGCUGGCGGCGGUGGGUUUGCUCUCUUGCUUGCCAAGGAUGCAGAUCAAGCCAUGGAACUGAGACAAAGACUACAAGAUAACAAAGAUUUGAAUGCGAAAAUCUACAAUUGGCAGAUAUUUCUAUAGAAUUUAUGAUAGUGAAUAAUACGAAUAGUUGUUGGAAACUUGAGUUGUUAUUCUACAACCCAUUCAUUUGUACAUUGAGAUUUGAGGGUUCACGGAAUUGUGUAAUGUAAAACGCACAGAUGUAGAUAGUGUUAGCCGUAUAGCUAUAGGAAGACUUGAUGCAAGAUUCAGCCAAAUUUGUCAAAUUAUUUAAUGUUUUGUAAUCAUGCUUGUUAAUGAUCUCUUCUUGAUAAA